UUAUUAAAUAGCAAAUACUUGUGAUUAUAAAAGACUCUGAUCUCCUCUCUCUGGCCACCUUCCCUCCAGCAGAUGAAACAAACUCAUCUUGCUCUGAGACCCAGAGGUGCAAUGGCUUUGUUCCCAGUGACCCUGUUCCUUGUUGCUGCGCUGCUUCCAUCUUUCCUGGCAAAUAAGAAGAUGGAUCGGGCAUUUUCUGCUUUGUCUACCACCCUACCAGAAGUCCAAAAGGAGAUUGUAAAUAAGCACAAUGAACUGAGGAGAGCAGUCUCUCCGAAAGCCAGCAACAUGCUCAAGAUGGAAUGGAGUAGUGCAGCAGCAGAGAAAGCCCAAGGCUGGGCAAACCAGUGCAAACACGGCCACAGCAGUAAAGCAUACCAAAAACUCAAUGUGAGCUGCGGCGAGAACCUCUUCAAGUCCAACGUCCCCUUUUCGUGGUCGGCAGCGAUCCAGUCUUGGUACAAUGAGAACAAGGAUUUUACCUUCGGUGAAGGGCCAAAACCACCCACGGCAGUGGUGGGACACUAUACACAGGUGGUGUGGUACUCCUCCUUUCGUGUGGGAUGUGGAACAGCCUACUGUCCCAACUUCCCAAGGUUAAAAUACUCCAUGGUUUGCGAAUACUGUCCCGCUGGUAACUUUGAGGAAAGGCUCUACACCCCUUACAAGCAAGGGGACCCCUGCGCCAGCUGCCCCAGCCACUGCGAGGACGGGCUGUGCAGUAAGUGGGGCGGGCAGUGUCUGGGUUAUGGAAUAACUCGACAAAGUAUUUUAGGAAUUAGACAGUCUUCUGAAUUUGAGCAAAUUUCAGGACAUCUUCAUUUAAAAAACUAA
Octodon degus (degu) is the source of this 834-nucleotide messenger RNA. Its product is annotated as cysteine-rich secretory protein 3-like. Lineage: Eukaryota; Metazoa; Chordata; Mammalia; Rodentia; Octodontidae. Gene Ontology annotation, cellular component: extracellular region. The transcript is spliced from 7 exons. The coding region runs from base 73 to 834 and encodes 253 amino acids. The record is from RefSeq and is a predicted model, not a curated record.